AAUAUCGGAAUCCGAUAUUAGAUGCAGAUACCUUCGACAAUCGAAUCGCAGCAUUAACAUAGUGUGGCCACCCCAAAAACCAUUUGUGUCAUGUGGCAACCUUACAGAAUAUUUGAUUAGAGUGGCAGCAUUCAUAGUGAAUAAUCUGCAAAUUCAACAAUAAUAUGGCCAAUACUCCAGCAACCUCCAGCAGCGCCGGACCCGUGCUGCGCGGCCUGCACAAUGCGACAAUCAAGCGCAAUCUGGCUGUGGCGCUUGGCCUAACUGCAAUUGUGACAGUUGCCUUUAAGGUUUUGGUCAAUGAUCCAAAAAAAGCUGCCUAUGCUGAGUUCUACUCGAAAUACGACGCCAACAAGUCCUUCGAGCGUAUGAAGGCUGCCGGCCGUUUCCAGUCGUGCUGAACUAGCUCUAGGUCUAGACGGAAUAGUAUAAGACAUGAAAAUGUUGCUGUUGCAUUGAAAACCAAAUACACUUCAAUUCGUAUGUGAA
Messenger RNA from Drosophila montana, 489 nucleotides. It is a transcript of the gene cype, whose product is annotated as cyclope. The transcript has 3 exons. The coding region runs from base 165 to 401 and encodes 78 amino acids. Lineage: Eukaryota; Metazoa; Arthropoda; Insecta; Diptera; Drosophilidae. The record is from RefSeq and is a predicted model, not a curated record.